Molecule: messenger RNA, 1823 nt
Organism: Rhincodon typus (whale shark)
Lineage: Eukaryota; Metazoa; Chordata; Chondrichthyes; Orectolobiformes; Rhincodontidae
Product: kunitz-type protease inhibitor 1
Exons: 10
Coding region: 269-1780 (503 amino acids)
Molecular function (GO): protein binding; serine-type endopeptidase inhibitor activity
Source: RefSeq, a predicted model, not a curated record
UGUGUCAGCUGGGUGUCCACUCCCAGUGAACGAUCUGCCUGUUCCGAGUCUCAGCUGCAGAAGCUUGCUGCUGAGCCUGGGUUCUGAACAGCCAGCCGGCUGGUAAAGUGCCUGUAACCGCGGGCUGUGAGUGGGUGUUGGUUUACACUUCCUGUUGUGCAGCCGGUGGGUGUGGAGUUACACUACCUUUGCUGAGUUUCCGGGUUCACCUGGAACAACCAGCGCCCCGGUUGAGCCGAGACAGACGGAGAGAUUCGCAGCCGCGAUAAUGUGCUCCCUGCGCCCAGGGCUCCUCAGCCUCCUGUCCUGUUCCCUCUGUUUGCUCCAGGUGAGCCGCGCCACAGAUAACCAGCAAUGCCUGAGCGACUACAUCCUGGGCCGGGAUGACUUCGUGCUGGACACCGAUGACUCGGUGGCUGACGGAGCCACUUUCCUGGGCUCCCCCAAUGUCAGCCGUGCCCGAGACUGUGUGAGAAUGUGCUGCCGGACCGCGGGCUGUAAUGUGGUCCUGCUGGAGGACCAGUUCCAGAAGAGCCAGCACGACCCCCUGCUCAGGCAGGUCAGCGGCUGCUUCCUGUUCAACUGCCUCUACAACCAGGUCUACGUCUGCAAGUUCUUCAGGAGAGAAGGCUUCAGUAACUUUAUACUGAACACUGUCCAUGAGGCCUACAUCAAACCAAGGAAACCCGGUGCAGGUGACAAGCUACCAAGGGCAAAUGCAGGAAGAGAUCGAAUUGUGCAGCCGAAUGAGCAAGUAAUAUUAAGUGGGUUGGCGAGCAGAGAUGACUUUAGAAUUGUCAGUUUUGAUUGGAAUCUCCUUGCCGGAGAUCCCUCUGUGAAGUUAGAGAAAACUGAACAUCAGGAUGAGCAGCUGGUGUCUAACUUGAAGGUGGGACAGUAUGUCUUUCAACUGACUGUCACAGACACUGCUGGCCAGAAGACCACUGACGAUAUGUCCAUCACCGUCCUCUCUCCUGAACAAUCAGAGGAAUACUGUAAAGCAGACAAGAAGGUGGGGCCUUGCCGAGGGUCCUUUCCUCGCUGGCACUACGAAGCCAACAAGGGGAGCUGCGAGCCCUUCACCUACGGUGGCUGCAAGGGCAACAAGAACAACUUUGUGGGCGAGACAGAAUGCAAGCAGGCGUGCAGCGGUGUCAAAGCAGACAAAAAGUCUUCAGGCAGAUCAGGCUUGCCACAAUGCACAGGGAACUGCCAUGAGAACCAGUUCAAGUGCAAUGAUGACUGCUGCAUUGAUAGCAACCUAGAGUGUGAUGAAACUCCACAUUGCAAAGAUAAAUCAGAUGAGGCCAGCUGCAAACACAUAAGGGAACGAUUCAACAAACUGCUGGACAUAGACAUCCCCAAGGAGAAAGCUCGCUGUGUGUACCCACCCAUCACUGGCCGCUGCCGGGCCGACUUCAGCCGUUUUUACUACAACCCAUAUACCAGCUCCUGCGAGCGCUUCACAUACGGAGGCUGUGACGGCAACGAGAACCGCUUUGAAACGGUGGAGGAAUGUGUGGCUGCCUGCAGGGGAGUGACAGGAAAGGAUGUGUUUUCCCGGGGCCUGUUUGAAAGGCAGAAAGAGGAAAAAUCUUCAAAUACUGGCGUUGCCAUUGCUGUGGUCCUGGCCAUCUGUAUCGCUGUGGUACUAGCCCUUGUGGUCUACUACCUGCUGAAGAUGAAGAAGCAGAACCACCGGCAAGCGAGUCUGCCCAGUUCCACCGAUUCCACGGAUGAAGCAAAAAAGCUGGUGGCAUUGAAUUCGAAACCGGUCUGAGGCAGGCAGUGGCAAUGAUCAUCCAUUUAAGACAAUGGGUAGA